AGGGGCGGGGCCGAGGGGCGCCCCCCCGCGGACGGAGCGCGCGCGCGGCGCUGGACGCCUCGUGCCGGGAUGGGGCUGGACGGAGCCUACGCGCAGCUGGACCCUCUGGAGCCGCGGGCGGCGCCGCCCCCCAAGCGCCCCACCGGCGCCGCGCUCUUCGCCGGCCUCUCCAUCCUCUUCCUCCUCACCUUCCUCCUCCUCCUCCGCCUCCGCCUCCGCCCCGAUGCCACCACCACCGACACCGACAUCGCCUGUGAGAACACCUGCAGGAUCGUGCUGGUGGAGAGCGUCCCCGAGGGGCUGGAGCUGCGCCCCCCGGCCGGGCCCGGCACGGCCCAGACGUGGCUGGAGCUGGUGGCCACGGCCCGGCACAGCCUGGACAUCGCCUCCUUCUACUGGACACUGACCAACGGCGACACGCGCACGCACGAGCCCAGCGCCCUCCAGGGCGAGCGUGUCCUGGCGGAGCUGCUGCGGCUGCCGGGCCGCGGCGUGGCGGUGCGCGUGGCGGUCAGCGCGCCCUCGCCGGCGGCGCCGACGGACGACCUGCGGGCGCUGGAGCGCAGCGGGGCGGCCGUGCGCGCCGUGGAUCUGCCGCGCCUCACCGGCGGCGUGCUGCACACCAAGUUCUGGCUGGUGGACGGCGUCCAUCUCUACCUCGGCAGCGCCAACAUGGACUGGAGGGCCCUGACGCAGGUGAAGGAGCUCGGAGCCGCCAUCUACAACUGCAGCUGCUUGGCCAAAGAUUUGGGCAAAAUCUUCGAGGCCUACUGGGCCCUGGGCGUUCCCGGCGCGUCCAUCCCGGCGCCGUGGCCGGACAAUUUCUCCACCUCCAUCAACGCCGCGACGCCGCUGGAGACGACGCUCAACGACACCGCGGCCGCCGUCUACUUCUCGAGCUCCCCGCCGCCGCUCUGCGCCGCCGGCCGCACCGGCGACCUGGAGGCGCUGCUGGGCGUGGUGGACGGCGCCGAGGAGUUCGUGGACGUGGCGGUGAUGAGUUACGUGGUGGGCACCGAGUUCUCGCGGCCGCGGCGCUUCUGGCCGGCCAUCGACGAGCGGCUGCGGCGCGCCGUGGUGGAGCGCGGCGUGCGGCUGCGGCUGCUGGCCGGCUGCUGGCCCCACAGCCGCGCCGAGAUGUUCCCCUCCCUGCGCUCGCUGGCCGCCCUCGCCGACAACCGCACCGGCUUCGGCGUCGAGGUGCGGCUGUUCGUGGUGCCGGCCAGCGCGGCGCAGAGCCGGAUCCCCUUCGCCCGCGUCAGCCACGCCAAGUUCAUGGUCACCGACAAGGCCGCCUACGUCGGCACAUCCAACUGGUCGGGGGAUUACUUUGAGCGCACGGCGGGCGCGGCGCUGGUGGUGGCGCAGCCGGGGGCCGGCGCGGGCUCGUUCCGGCAGCGGCUCCGCGACGUUUUCGAGCGGGACUGGAGCUCCGGGUACAGCGUGGACAUCGCCGAGGCCGAGCGCUGGAGCGGCCGCUGCGGGUCCCCCUAACGCCACCGGCACCGGGGCGGCGCUUUUGGGGUGAAAAUCAAAGAAAUGGGUUUGCGGA
Molecule: messenger RNA, 1552 nt
Organism: Taeniopygia guttata (zebra finch)
Lineage: Eukaryota; Metazoa; Chordata; Aves; Passeriformes; Estrildidae
Gene: PLD3
Product: phospholipase D family member 3
Molecular function (GO): catalytic activity
Source: RefSeq, a predicted model, not a curated record